This is a messenger RNA of Parnassius mnemosyne (clouded apollo), 2124 nucleotides long. The record is from the annotation of a GenBank genome assembly. Lineage: Eukaryota; Metazoa; Arthropoda; Insecta; Lepidoptera; Papilionidae.
AUGGGUAAUUUAAAUGCUCAACAAAAAUUUGAAAUAAAUACACUGAUUGACAAAUAUAAAUCGAGUUUUGCGAAGGAUAAAUACGACAUUGGAACAGUAAGAGACUAUGAAGCACAUAUCGACCUCCUAACGGACAAAUACUGUAGUAAAAGGCCCUAUAGAUGUUCAAUGGAGGACAAAAAAGAGAAAGAAGAACAGGUGGCAAAAUUACUUCAAAAAAAUCUUAUAGAAGAAUCAUACAGCCCGUUUGCAGCACCUGUAACUUUAGCUUUUAAGAAAGAAGAUAAUAAAAGAAACAGAUUAUGUAUUGAUUUCAGAGAUCUCAACAAAAUAGUAACACCACAAGCUCAACCAUUCCCGUUAAUUGAAGACUUGGUAAUAAAAACAAGAAACUGCAAGUACUUCUCAACAUUAGAUAUUAACUCUGCAUUUUGGUCCAUCCCACUGCGAAUUGAAGACAGAAAAAAAACAGCUUUUGUUACACAAGAAGGCCACUUUCAAUGGACGUGUCUACCCUUCGGCUUGAAAACCUCUCCCGCAAUAUUUCAAAGAAUCCUGAGCAACAUACUAAGAAAACAUCAAUUAACUGAUUUUACAGUCAAUUAUAUAGAUGAUAUCCUGGUGUUUUCAAAGUCUUAUAAUGAACAUAUAAACCAUUUAUCACAAUUACUGGAAGCAAUAAAACAAGAAGGAUUUCGACUAAAAUUUACAAAAUGUACGUUUGCGUCGAAUUCUGUAAUAUAUCUUGGACACAUAAUAGAAAAUAAUACAGUUCGACCAGUCAGAGAUAAUUUAAUUUCAAUAAGAGAAUUCCCUACGCCAAAAACUCUGAAAAAUGUCAGACAAUUUUUGGGGAAAAUUAAUUUCUACCAUGAAUACAUACCCAAGAGCACAAUUAUAUUAGAGCCCCUAUAUAAUUUACUGAGGAAAAAUCAAAAAUUCAUUUGGUCAACGGACUGUAAAAAUUCAUUUCAAGAAAUAAAAGAUUUACUUUGCUCACAACCCAUCUUGGAAAUUUAUGAUCAAAAUUUGCCAGUAAAUAUAUACACAGAUGCAUCAUUGGAAGGUAUUGGAGCAGUGCUAAAACAAAUUCAGCCAGACGGAAAAGAAAAGCCAGUAGCCUAUUUUUCAAGAAAAUUAAAUGAAUCCCAAAAGAAGAAGAAAGCAAUAUACUCAGAAUGUCUGGCUAUUAAAGAAGCAGUACGAUAUUGGCAAUAUUGGUUAAUAGGGAAACCAUUCACAGUAUAUUCAGAUCACAAACCGUUGGAGAACAUGAAUGUUAAAUCUAGACUAAAACUUAAACUAGUGUAUUAUUUAUCGCAGUAUGACUUUCAGAUAAAAUAUGCUCCAGGUAGAGAAAAUUUGGAAGCAGAUUGCUUAAGCAGAAACCCGGUACUGAAUGAAAAUGAAGAUAUUGAUGAACAAUUAAAAAUAGUAAAUUUGGUAAAAUUAGAAGAUAUCAACACAGAUCAAGAGAAAAAUAAAGAUAUACAUGAUAACAAGAAUAAUUUGACAUACAAAAACAACAUAUUUUAUAAAAAAGUAAAAAAACAUGAAAAAAUAAUACUGUCGGAAGAUUUCAGUAUAAAAUUUAUAAAAAAUAUUCAUGAAAAUAUGUGUCACAUAGGUGUAAGUCAGAUGCAAAAAGCAAUUGGUACAAGAUAUACAGCAAAAAAAUUAACAGCAAACAUAAAUAAUAUUUGUAAAACUUGCCAUAUAUGUAUAAAGAAUAAAACAAGAGGACAAGCUAAAUAUGGCCUAGUGUCACACUUAGGACCCGCCACAAAACCAUUUGAAAUUAUCUCCAUAGACACAAUUGGAGGCUUCGGAGGCUCGCGGUCGACGAAGAGAUAUCUACAUCUUCUAGUGGAUCACUUCACUCGUUACGCAUAUAUACUAACCUCGAAGAUACAGAAUGCAAAGGACUUCAUAAAACUGGUUAGUAAUAUAACGAACUUAAAUGAUAUCGAUAUUAUUCUCGCAGACCAGUACCCUGGAAUAAAUUCAAAUGAGCUUAAGACGUUUUUGAAUGACAAAUCAAUUGCGCUAGUUUCCACCGCAGUAAAUUCACCAUUUUCAAAUGGCUUAAAUGAGCGAUUAAAUCAAACGCUGGUCAAAAAAUAA